ACGCUCCGAGGCCGGGGGAACAGUAUUCUAGACGGACCACCACACAGAGAGACAUGAAGCUGCUACAUAUUCUCUGCUUCUACCUGGCUGUCCUCGCCUCCACUUGGGCUGAGGACAUAGCGACCAUAUUGAACCCUCGUGGAGCCAGGCCAGUAGAACAUGGCUACAAGGCUGAUAAAUGUGCCACAGAGAAGAACUGGCCUUUCUGCUCAGAUGAUGACUGGGGUCCUAAGUGCCCGUCAGGCUGUCGUAUCCAGGGUCUGUUAGACAAGGCAGACCAUUCCCUGCUGAAGAAGAUAGUGAAGAUUAGGCAGCUCCUAGACCAGAGCAGAGCCAAACACCGCUCUGCCGACCAGGCUUCCAAACAGACCUAUGACUACCUCAAGGAGAAACUCACCUCCAAUGCAGGUAAUGACAACAGCUUCUAUGACCUGGCAGAGCGUCUCCGUCAGAGGAUCGUUGACAUCAAGAUUAAGAUAGACCGCCAGCUGAGGAUCCUCAACGCUCUGAAGACCAGCAUCAAAGAACAGGUUAUAGACAUGCAGAGACUGGAGGUGGACAUUGACAUCAAGCUGCGCUCCUGUAAGGGAUCUUGUAAGGGCUAUGCUGAGUUCUCCAUUGAGAAAGAAUCUUACAUGGCCCUGGACAAGCAGAUGGACCAGCUGGAAGCCCACAGCGUUCAGUCUGUCGAGACCAUCGGCUCGCUGCACGUCAUGAAGAGCCGCCCGCUUAAAGACGUCGUGGUCGACAGCAAGUACAAGUCCGGCCUGGCUGAGGAGCAGAAGCAGGAUUUCUUCCCGGAGGUCCGGACCGUGAAGCUGACCUUGGAGAACCAGGGGCCCAGCGCGUCGUCUGCCGCCACUGCCAGCAAGGUCCCGGGUACGCACUUCAAGCCUUCGACUUCAGGGUCUUCAUCGUCAUCGGGUUUGUCGACGGGAUCGGGGUCGGGGACGAAGGACGGGCAGAGGAAAACGAUCACGGAGCUGGGUGGUGGUGGGGAGACGAGGGGGGAUGGAGUCGGGGACUUCUUUAAGGGGAUGGGUGGAUUCGGUGGUGGGGUGGGAAAUCUUGGAGGCGGAGAUUUCGCCACUACUGGUCACCAGACCACUCAGACGUCGAGCUGUACCAAGACAAUGAGGAAAACGAUAGUAUAUACGAUGGAUGGGCCAGUGGAGCGCAUCGAGGAAGUAUCGGGCGGACCCGGCUGUGAGGCGCUGAAGCUCGGUGGCGGAGGAGGAGGGACAGGCGGCUUCUUCCCAUCCCUCACCUCCACCUCUUCCUCAUCCUCCUCUUCCUCCUCGUUCACCAAAACCACGAGCCGUGGCGGCACCAAGGGAGGCAGUAGCAUCCUGACCAGCACCAAGACCGGCGGCACUGGCGGCAGUUUCGGAGGUGAUCCAUUCGGAAUGGAUCUCGGAGCGUUCCUGCGUGGGAACGAGGAAGACGACGUCCCGGAUUUCCACGCCCGCAGUGUGAAGACUAGCGUCCGGAGUGAGCGGCAGGCGGAUUAUGUGGGAAAAGAUUGCUCUGACAUCCAACGGAACCAUCUCACAGGGGAAAAGAGCGGCCUGUACAAAAUUAACCUCUCUCCCCCAUCUCCGAACGGGGCAGUGGAGGUUUACUGCGACCAGGAAGGGCUCCUAGGAGGUUGGACCCUGGUCCAACAGAGAACGCAUGGGGAGGUUAGCUUCAACCGGUCCUGGGCAGACUACCAGAAGGGGUUCGGAAGGGUGGACGGCCAGGGUAAAGGGGAGGUAUGGCUGGGGUUAAAACACCUCCAUCUUCUGACCCGGGAGGAGAGCAUGUUGAGGGUGGAACUAGAAGACUGGGAGGGAGGGGUGGCGACCGCCGAGUACACAGUGAAAGUGGGGUCCGAGGCUGACGCGUAUCAGUUGACUGUGGCGGAGUAUACGGGUGACGCGGGGGACGCCUUAGUCAAGGGGGAGUCCAGUUUGGGGAGUCAAGGGUCACCCGGUGUGGGGUUGGGGUCGUUCCUCUCCCACCAGGGGAUGAAGUUUAGUACCUUCGAUAAGGAUAAUGACCGAUGGGAGGAGAGCUGUGCGGAGAUGUACGGUGGUGGCUGGUGGUAUAAUAACUGUCAGAGUGCAAACUUAAACGGAGUGUACUACAAAGGGGGGAAGUAUGAUCCUGGUAGAAACGUUCCAUAUGAGAUAGAAAAUGGAGUAGUGUGGUUGACAUACAAACCAGCUGACUAUAGUCUGAAGACCACCCGAAUGAAGAUACGACCACUCGCUAUGGUCUGAGAGAGGGAGGGAAGGAGAGGAUGAGAGGAGGGAGAGGGGAAGUAGUGGGGGUAGA
This is a messenger RNA of Coregonus clupeaformis (lake whitefish), 2319 nucleotides long. It is a transcript of the gene fga, whose product is annotated as fibrinogen alpha chain. Gene Ontology annotation, cellular component: fibrinogen complex. Gene Ontology annotation, molecular function: signaling receptor binding. Gene Ontology annotation, biological process: protein polymerization; blood coagulation; platelet activation. Lineage: Eukaryota; Metazoa; Chordata; Actinopteri; Salmoniformes; Salmonidae. The record is from RefSeq and is a predicted model, not a curated record. The transcript is spliced from 7 exons. Bases 54 to 2264 code for a protein of 736 amino acids.